AUACCUCAACCGACGAGCGUCAGUGCUGGGACGGACGAGGAAGAUCGCCGUUGAAGGGGACACCAAGCGCUCGACGUAUGUCAAUGGCUCGGUAGCCGCCAAAUCUAACGGUGAUGAUGACCUGUUGAGUGGGUUUUGAGGCAGCUGCACCAUAUGGAGGUGGCGAAGUGGCGAUGGACGGCCGAUGAGUUCGUGGGCGGAGGGAGAAGAAGCGGUAAUCAACUUUACAUGUCUGUUUCCUUUGUCCCGUUUUUCCUUUUCAGAUGGUGGUUGUACAGGCACCGUUGUCCGUUACAGAUUGGCGUCGGGAUUUGCAGGUGUCUGGGGCGUGGGUGCGCCAUGUACAAGUCCUUUCCGGUGGCUUCGUCCAGUAUGUCAUGCUCUGCGUGGGUGUGUGUUGCGAUUUAAGCCUUCCUCAUGUUUACGCGACCGGUGUGCCGGGCAAUCA
Messenger RNA from Pseudovirgaria hyperparasitica, 448 nucleotides. RefSeq lists its product as uncharacterized. The record is from RefSeq and is a predicted model, not a curated record. Lineage: Eukaryota; Fungi; Ascomycota; Dothideomycetes; Acrospermales; Acrospermaceae. Bases 154 to 408 code for a protein of 84 amino acids. The transcript has a single exon.